Messenger RNA from Opisthorchis viverrini, 387 nucleotides. RefSeq lists its product as hypothetical. The transcript has 2 exons. The record is from RefSeq and is a predicted model, not a curated record. Lineage: Eukaryota; Metazoa; Platyhelminthes; Trematoda; Opisthorchiida; Opisthorchiidae. The coding region runs from base 1 to 387 and encodes 128 amino acids.
AUGAAGAGGAUUGACGCAAGAGCUAUGUUCAAUACGGAAGUGUUUGAAAAUUUAAUCAGAUCGAACAAAAAACAACGUGAUCCUGAAGCAGUUCAAAACAGUUACCUCAGUUGCGACCUCUGGAUAAGAUGUACCCCUGUUCACAACCUAACGUAUCAGUCAUGUAAGGCGAGACUACGAACAACCUCUAACCGAUUGGUCUUCACUGUGGAGGACAUUCUUCAACUCUUGCACAAGAUCAACCAAUUCUGCGCGUUGGAGCCCGACGAGAUCCAUCCAAGGAUCCUGAAGGAAACGUCCUCCAAACUGGCAAAUCAUUUACACCUUGUGUUUUGUCAGUCACCUGACGAAGAGAUCGUCACGCCAAUCUACGAAACUGGUGGCUGA